This is a messenger RNA of Thunnus maccoyii (southern bluefin tuna), 3886 nucleotides long. Its product is annotated as zinc finger protein 585A-like. The coding region runs from base 325 to 3612 and encodes 1095 amino acids. The transcript has 7 exons. Lineage: Eukaryota; Metazoa; Chordata; Actinopteri; Scombriformes; Scombridae. The record is from RefSeq and is a predicted model, not a curated record. Gene Ontology annotation, biological process: regulation of transcription by RNA polymerase II. Gene Ontology annotation, molecular function: RNA polymerase II cis-regulatory region sequence-specific DNA binding; DNA-binding transcription factor activity.
AACCCCAAAGUAGAGGAAGAAGAACAUGUUUCCUUUGCAGGCAAUCUGAAAGUUGGUGAACGUGAUACGUGGUGUAGUUUCCAUGAUUAAAGUGAGCAGAAUAUAUGUGUAAACAGGUCGUGUGAGUAGACAUGAACCCGUCACGGAAAGCGGCUCCUGAAUGAAACCAGUUAAACGUUUGUUGCUGACGACGCCUGCGCACUCAAAACAGAAUAUCGAGCCGCCCUUCCGCCCCGCCAACUUGCACCGCAGGGUCGGGCGGACGUGGACUCACAACAACCCUGAGUUCAUUUGCUUGUCUAAUUGAACACUUUCCGACAUAAAAUGGACAACCCACAUCGUACCGAGAACGAUGCACCUCUUCUGCUGCCGUCUCUUCGCCUCUUCAUACCUCCGCUGCGCCUGGUGUCUGCAGCCAUGUGGCAGGUCGUCCAGAGGGGAGACGUGCAGGACUACGGGAUGGUGGAGGAGUUCAUCAGCACGGUUACAGAUAUCGUACCUGAACUUCUAAAUGCAGAUCAGAAAGCUCAACUCCUGUUGGGUCUCAGAGCACGGGUGGUUCUUGAAUUGUGUCGGGCUGAACCGAUAACAGAAACGGAGACCAUUGAGAUGGACCUGGAGCGGAUCAAGGCCCUCGUAUCUACUUGGGCAGCACAGCCAUGUUUUGCAGAGGUCAAGUUUCCAGAAUCAAACUUUGUGGAUCAAGUUGAAAUGCUGUUAAAAGACCCUGAAGAGAAGGAGAAGUUUUUCCAGGAUGUUUUCCCCACCGAUUUUGGGCCUGAAUAUGACAGCGCUCUACAGGUGCUAAUGCUGGACUUCCUGUCCAGACUGGAGAAGCUUCUUCCAGUACCAGACAUUCAGCAGACUGCGUCCAUGCUCAGCGCUGUCCCGUCUGCCCUGGAGGAGUGUGUGCACUCUGUUCCCGACCUGCAGCACCUGAAAUCUGUGCUCCAGUACCACACGACACUCGGACAUUUCGAUUUAUCUGAUGAAACUCAGACCAUUCCAUCUUCCUUUGGGAAUUGCAUCCUCUCCUCCCUGUCUCUCCCACAGCUGGAGAAGGUUGUAAUUGACGCAGACCAAAUACAGUUACAGCCUCCAUCAGAGCAGAUACCAGGGUGUAUGACUGUCCAGGUGGAGGGUGAAACCGUCACACUGUUGGACUACAUACAGAUCGAACAGCCGUCAGGUUUGGUCGAUCAAGACGAGUCUGUAAACGAGGAGGAAACGGCCGGAGACGCCACGAACGAGGACAUCAGCGACACACUAAAGCCGGCAUCUUUUCAGCCGCUAAAACAAAGCAAAAGGCUCCAGUUAAAGAGAAAAGCUUUAAAAGAAAAGAAAGACUCUUCAACAUCAGCUAAGAGACAAAGAAAAAAAUACCCCAAUAAUAAGACAUGUCCGGUGUGCAGUAAGACUUUCCUGCGGGCUGCGGCCAUGAGGCGACACCAGGAAAUUCAUUCUUCAAAUCGGGAUCUCAGGUACAAGUGCGCCAACUGCGACAAACGCUUCAGGGACCAUUAUGACAUGAACCGACACAACAUGCGCGUUCAUGAAAAGGAAGAGAUGAGCAACGAUGCUAAAUCGGAGGACUUGGCGGAUCCUAGCACGUCUGAGAUGUCGGAAAACAAAAAUUGCGUUCUGUGCGGGAAGUAUUUCGCUCGCCAGGUAGACAUGGAGAGGCACAUGAAGUCUCACUCGGAGGACCGCCCGUAUAAAUGCUCAUUCUGUGAGAAGAAGUUUAAGAAUCCUUAUGUUUUAAAGAGGCAUCAGAAGGAGAUAUGUAAGAGCAGAGAGCUGAAAAAGUCCGCCAUGGCGGCCAAGAGGAAAGAAACGCCGCGCGCAAAUCCGCAGCCGCCUUUGGAGGGCUUGACUGAGGGCAAGAUCUGCCCCAUCUGCAGCAGGAUCUUGCCUUGCACCGCGGACAUAGCGAAGCAUUUAAGAUCUCACACGGAAGAGCGUCCCUUUAUUUGCAUCACUUGCGAGAAAGGUUUCAAGUACAAGGACACGUUGAAGAAGCAUCAGAUUAUUCACGGCCACGAGGGAAUCCGCGAGGAAGAGAGCAAGACGGUGGAACAGAUUUUGGCCGAAGCCGACACUCAGAACUGCAGCGAUAGCAGCAGCCUCGAUAAAAAAGAAGAAAACCCUGACGCGCCUGCUGACACUUCAGAAGAGCCCCCGUCUGCCGCUCAGCAAAAAGCUAGCAAAAAGGCUCUUAAAGUGUGUCCCGUCUGCUGUAGGGCGUUCGACAGCGUCAAAACACUCAACAGGCACAUACAGUGUCACACAGAGGAUCGUCCGUACCAUUGCGUCCACUGCAAGAAGCGUUUUAAGCACAUGCACGGGCUGAAAAGACACCAGAUUUAUGCCAUUUGUCAUAAGAAAAUAGCUCGAUUCGCGUGGAAAAAGGAGCAACGAGCAGGACCCAGCCAAAGCGAAGUGACCAGCGUGGACACCCAGCAGGGGCAACCUCUGAAGAUACCCGUGUGGUGUUCAAACUGUGGCAAGCACUUCGAAUACCUGUCCGCUCUGAAGGAGCACCAGGAAAACGUUUGCAAAGUGGAAAUGAGGGAAAUCAUGAAAUGCGACGACUGCGGGAAAGAAUUCAAGAGCAUGACCAUGCUCAAGGUGCACCAGAGGAUUCACGAUCCCCUCUACUGCAAAGAGUGCGGGAAGAUCCUCGCGAGUGAGGCUGCGUUCGAGAGGCACAAACUGAUGCACAGACCAAUGCAAUGUACAAUGUGCGACAAGACUUUUACCUUAAUGAGACGCCUGAGGGAACACUACGAGAAGCAGCACAACUUCACCGGACCGUAUCCUUGUGUUCAGUGUGACAAAACCUUCAUCCAGCUGUCCUACCUCGCCAUCCACCAGAGAAUCCACAAAGGAGAGUUCCCUUACAUUUGUAAUAUGUGCCCUGAAAAGUUCAGGUCUUCCAACUGUCUGACGGUGCAUCAGCGGAAACACACAGGUGAGAAGCCCUUCCUGUGCUGGCAGUGUGGAAAGUGCUACCGCUCUGCCUCGGAGCUCACGGUGCACAUGGGUACCCACUCUGAGGAGAGGCCCUGGGCCUGCACACAAUGCGACAUGGCGUACCGCACCAAGCUGCAGCUGACAAACCACGUAGAACAGGUCCACAUCGGCGUCAGGUAUCCCUGCAACAGCUGCGGAAAGCAGUUCAUGAAGGAGACGUCCCUGAAGAGGCACGAGCUCACCCACACGGGCGAGCGGCCUCACCAGUGCACCGUGUGCGGGAAGACCUUCCUGACCGCCAACGAGCUGAGGCUCCACAACAGGUAUCACACCGGGGAACGCCCGUACAAGUGUGAAUUGUGCGGGAAAGCUUUCAUCCAGUCGGGAUAUCUGAAGUCUCACAUGCGCAUCCACACAGGAGAGAAGCCAUUUAAAUGUGACAUAUGUGAUAAAGGCUUCAGACUGUCCUAUCACAUGAAGAAACACAGGCGGACUCACGCCGGAAAGCCAAAGAGCUACGUAUGUGAGGAGUGCGGGUUAGGGUUCCUCCAUAAAAAGUCACUUUGGGAACACUCGCUCACUCACGAUGUGAAAAUCGAAGAGUCGUUCACUGAUGAAGUGCGAAUAGAAUUUCAGUAGAAAUUCUUUUGUUUUCAUGACUUUUGUUUUCCUUUUUAUUGGACGUCAGUUUCCAGUGAGUUCACCAAAAAAAACACUCAAUUUCCUCCUUUUUUGUUAUUUGAGUUUGACCAAUUUGUAAGUUAGUGUUGUUCUUUUUCCUCUUGUUGUGUUACAGUGUUGAUUCACAUGUUCAAUAAGGCUUAUUGAUGAUCUAUAAGGCAUGUACAUAUUGGAAGCCAAUGAAAUCAUUUCUGCUUAAAUGGCUUUUUGAAAUAAAUCAACUUUAAAUGUA